CAUUCUCCUGCCUCAGCCUCCCACAUUUCUAAGAAUCCAGAAGACUUAAAUAUAAGAUGCAAAAUGGCUUUAACCUAGUUACUGUUAAUUCUGAAAUCGUCACAUAAAAUCUCAAAACAGACUGUGGAGUCUGAGAAACUUCGAUUCAUCUGCAAAUCCAUCAUAUUCUAGGCAAUUUACUUAACAUCUGAUGGCCUCCAUUUCCUCAUCUGUGAAAUGGGGAUUAUAAAUAAGCACCUGAUAGGGUUGCCUUGACAAUUUAAUGAUAGAAUAUAUGUAAAGUUUCUCAAAUGGCUGGAUAUAACAGACAUUCAAUAAAGGUUCCCCAUCCCUUACCCAUGUCUAUAUAUAUCUACUAUUUGCUUCAUGUUUUAAGUGCUGAGGCAAAAAUAAGAUUGAAUAAUUAAGGCAAUGAGCAUUCUUGAGAUAUAAUUAGUAUGUAUUAUAUUAUUAUAAUAUAUUCUUACAAUAUAAUUAGUAUAUAGUAUAUAGCAAAGAGCCAUAAUACUAAGUAAUGAUAAUAAUAAUACCCAUUGAAGACUUACUUUUGUGUCAGGCACUAUGUUUUACAUGCAUUUAAUUUCAUCUAAUUUCAGAUCAGUUCUGCGAUUUAGGCAUUAUUGUCAUCAUCCUCAUCCCCAUUUUACAGAUGAAAUACUGAGGCUUAGAAAGACUGAUUGCCCAAGUACCAUCUAACACCAAUCUUGGUCUGCUAACUCCUAAUUCCAUUGACUAGGUGCUUUGACUGGUUGGAAUCAGUGAAGAAAACAAGGAAGAUGGUAAUAUCCCUGUCUUAGCUUAGAGAGAUGGUGUAUCAAAAAAAGCUACAAGUAAGGGCCCUAGACCUGCACUGUCCAGUAUAGUAGCUACUAACCACAUGGAGCUAUUAAGGACUUGAAAUGUGGCUCUCAUCUGGGUGCAGUGCUUGCUCUACUACUUACUAGCUUUGCCUAUAGCAACUUACUUACCCUCUGUGCCUUUCUUCUGAAAAUGGGGAUAAUAGCACCUACUUCAUAGGGCCAUUGUGAAAUAAAGGAAUUGAUAUAUAUGUAAUAGGCUCAGUGUCACCAGUCCAUAAGAAGCUCUCUCUAUAUGCUUAAAAGAGGAAAAUCAGCAAGACUUAGUGGUCUACCUGAUUGUAGAGGUCAAGAAAGAGGAGGUGUCAUAGUAAGUCCAAGUUAGGAACUUAGGUGACUAGAAAGACUACUCACAAUGCCAUAAGAAAUGUGAAAAAGUUCUCAGGAGUCAACUCUUGCUCCUUGCAAACUUAUGUUUGCUAAACAACUCCAUUUACAUAUGAAAGUUUUCAUCCAUAAUCAAAGGGACACAGAAGACAGUCACAAUAUAUGAGAGAGCUGUUCCUUACAUGGUCCUGGCACAUCCACAAACCUAGCUUUUGCCUUUCAACUCCCACCCAUACUUAAACACCAGGCUUACUGGUCCUGAGUGACUUGCUGAGUGACCUGUGGUUGGAUUCAAUUUAUUGCAGCAUCAUUUCUAAUAGCAAAAGAUGAUAACCUAAACCUCCAUCAGUAGGAGGCUGGUCACAUUCAUCUAACAGAUCCUUAAGGCAGCUGAAUGAAGAGAGAGGUUUUAUAUACGAAUAUGGAACUGUUCACAAUGUGUACUUCUAAGAAGAAAAGAAAGGUAUGUAUAAUAAUGUUAAUUACUGUUUGCUAAAAAGAAAACAAAGAGGGGGUAAAUACAUAUAUUUGUUUGAAUAUGCAUGGAGUAUCUCUGGAAGGGGUAACAAGAAACUUACUCCUUGCCUUUGAGAAAAAAAACUAGGUGGCUGGGAUAUAGGGAUGAGAGAGAUUGACUUUUCUCUGUAUGUCUUUCUGUACCUUUUGAAUCUUAAAUCUUGUGAAUCUAAUACAUAAAGAUAAUCAAAAUUUCUGAUAAACUAGUUUCCAGUUGGAAAGUGUAAAGGGGGAGUUAGUUAAUUGAGGGAAGAUGGCAUAAGGAAUGGGAAGAUGACUGGAAUGGCUCACAGGAGCUACUUGGAGAUGGAGGCUCAAACUCUGGUUUUCAGGCUAAAUGUCUAUUGCAUAAAUUAUUUUUUCUGUCCUCUAAUUUUAAGAAAAAGGCAAAUGCAAAUCACUGUUUUAAGGUACCACCUAAUAAAAAUUCAACUGCCAUUUUAUUAGGUUCAGGUGAACAUUUCUGUGGGAACUCAGCUGUCUGCUCUCCUGCUAUCAUGCUAUCAGGCUGGUAAACCACUUAAGAAAAAAAGAUGCCUCUGUGUUUGGAGAUCUCAUUCUAGUUAUGGAAAUAAAUAUGUGAACUCCUGAUUAUACGACGUGAUGAGGCCUGUAAUAGAGGGAUGUGCUGGGGAACUAGUUAUACCUAGUGGGAGGGGCUGGUCAGGAAGGUCUCAGACAUGGAAGUAGCAUUGGCACAGACCUGGAAAGAUAAGUUUAGUAGGCAGAGAGCUUCUAUCCAGAUAAAAGAAGGGACAAGGUGAAGGAGGAAGGUGUGCAGGUAUGACGGUGUAUUCAAAGAGCAGCAAGUCACUCAGGGCCAGUAAGCCUGGUGUUUAAGUAUGAGUGGGAGUCGAAAGGCAAAAGUUAGGUUUGUGGAUGUGCAAGGACCAUGUAAGGAACAGCUCUCACACAUUGUGGCUGUCUUCUGUGUCCCUUUGAUUAUGGAUGAAAACUUUCCAUAUGUAAAUGGAGUUGUUAAGCAAACAUAAGUUUGCAAGGAGCAAGAGUUGACUCCUGAGAAAUAGCCGAAUGUGGGACAUAUAGAGCAUGUUCUAGAAGAGGUGAGGAUAUGAGAAAAGAUAUGACAGACAGACAGAUGAACAGGGAACCUAAGGAUACUAAGGAUACUCGAGAGUUAACAUUGGAGCCAGGCUGAGGGUAGGAACUCAGGAGAUAUUUUAGAUAAAGGAGCCCAGAAGCACUGGGCAACUGGCUUGGCUGUUGGUCUUUGGUCUUUUAUUUCUGCAUCCUUUAUUUCUAUAGCCACUAGCCUUUGCCCCUGAGACACUGCCUUGACUUGAUUGGCGUUAGCAGACUGUACCAGCACACUGGGUGCCUCUGUGUGGCUUGUACCUUAGAGCUCCUGCCUCUGGUCCAGUAGGUGAUGGCUCCCAUCUGCUUUAUUCUAUGACAGUUGCAGGAAAGGUGUGCAGAACUGGUUCAGAAGCCCAGACUAAAAAAAACCCUCAAUUUUCUUAGUGAUGAUAGAAGUUACCCAUGGGAGAUUCGGGGCCCUCAGUUUGGCAGUGCCUCCUACUGCCAUCACAGGCUACAGUGAUCUUGUAAAAGGGUUACACAACCAUGGAGGAGCUAAGGGAGCCUUCUGGCUUACCUGUCACAUUAGUGCUGAGGGCUCUUUCUCUGUUCACCAUUUGGUAUGGCAUUGCCAAUAUUCUUGUUUGCCUCUCUGUAGCCAAAGUUGCUUAUUGCAUAUAGCUCAUUCCAUGAGAGUUUAGACUAGAUAAUUAUAUAGGCAGCUUCAUUUAAAAUGCUAAUAACCUUACCUAAAUAGAGCAUAUUUCUAGCACAAUUGGAUUGGGCAGCUCUCCAGGCUAGAUCCCUUGAUUCAAGUUACAUGAUCAUUUUUUUUUUUUAAUCAGCAUUGGGAGAAUCCUUCCCCUUCUUUGGGUAGAAAAGAGCUUCUUGUUUUUGUUCUAUUUUGAAAUACGUAUAUCCAAUCAACCAGCUUAUUUGGAGCCUUCUUCUGUGUGUUAGGCAUUCUACUAAAUGCUGAGUAGAUACUAAGAUAAAGUCCCCAGUAAGAUCUUCAGUGAACUUACUGUCUAGUGGGUGGGAGGAAGUAGUGGAACAGAUGCAAACACAAAGAAGUAUUAGAAAAUCUGGUCAGUACCAUGAUAGAACUCUGUUUGGGUAUUCUGGGAGCCCAGAAAGGGUGUUCAUCGCCAUGGGAAGCAGGGAGCUAUGGCAAGAAGUGACAUCAAAGUGAUGGGGAGGAGUUGACCAGGCGGGAGUGUAAGGGGCAAUGGGAGCAACAGCACUGAGGUGAGGAGCAGUCAAUUUGCUGUGUUUAUGGAACUAAAAUUCAUCUGGUGUAGCCCAAGUGGCAAGGCCAGGGCUGGCAAGAAGAAGAUUGGAGAGGUGGGCGGGAGCUAGAUCACAGGAAACUUUUUACUGGACUUCAUCCUGCAGGUGGGAGAUAGAAAGCCAUCCUGUUUAGGGAGACAGGUUGUGGAGAGUAUUAAGGACAAGAGCCUGAGGGUCAGAAUUGGAAAGGAGCUCAGCUGGAUGGAAACAUAGAAGGCAGACGAGAGUUGCAUACAUGUCUGGAGGGCCUGGGCCUGAAAAGGAAACUGCGUGAAAGUUUAUAUUUGGUUUUUAGGGCAAAGAGAUUGAAAGAGGGGAGUCACAUAAUCAGCAUACGUUUAUGAAGAUUACCCCCACAGCUGUGUGGCAAGUGAUCAAAAAGGAACAGGACCAGAGAAGAGCAGGAAAACUGGUCAGAAAGCAGGCGCCCUAACCCUGGUGAGCAGUGAUGAGAUCCUGGAAGUGGAGGUGGCAGAAUGUGGGAAGGAUUGCCCCCUGUGGGUCACUUUCUCAGUCAUUUUGAGCUCAGCCUAAUCAAAGACUGAGGUUAUGAAGUCGAUCCUAGAUGGCCUUGCAGAUACCACCUUCCGCACCAUCACCACUGACCUCCUGUACGUGGGCUCAAAUGACAUUCAGUACGAAGACAUCAAAGGUGACAUGGCAUCCAAAUUAGGGUACUUCCCACAGAAAUUCCCUUUAACUUCCUUUAGGGGAAGUCCCUUCCAAGAGAAGAUGACUGCGGGAGACAACCCCCAGCUAGUCCCAGCAGACCAGGUGAACAUUACAGAAUUUUACAACAAGUCUCUCUCGUCCUUCAAGGAGAAUGAGGAGAACAUCCAGUGUGGGGAGAACUUCAUGGACAUAGAGUGUUUCAUGGUCCUGAACCCCAGCCAGCAGCUGGCCAUUGCAGUCCUGUCCCUCACGCUGGGCACCUUCACGGUCCUGGAGAACCUCCUGGUGCUGUGCGUCAUCCUCCACUCCCGCAGCCUCCGCUGCAGGCCUUCCUACCACUUCAUCGGCAGCCUGGCGGUGGCAGACCUCCUGGGGAGUGUCAUUUUUGUCUACAGCUUCAUUGACUUCCACGUGUUCCACCGCAAAGAUAGCCGCAACGUGUUUCUGUUCAAACUGGGUGGGGUCACGGCCUCCUUCACUGCCUCCGUGGGCAGCCUGUUCCUCACAGCCAUCGACAGGUACAUAUCCAUUCACAGGCCCCUGGCCUAUAAGAGGAUUGUCACCAGGCCCAAGGCCGUGGUGGCGUUUUGCCUGAUGUGGACCAUAGCCAUUGUGAUCGCCGUGCUGCCUCUCCUGGGCUGGAACUGCGAGAAACUGCAAUCUGUUUGCUCAGACAUUUUCCCACACAUUGAUGAAACCUACCUGAUGUUCUGGAUCGGGGUCACCAGCGUACUGCUUCUGUUCAUCGUGUAUGCGUACAUGUAUAUUCUCUGGAAGGCUCACAGCCACGCCGUCCGCAUGAUUCAGCGUGGCACCCAGAAGAGCAUCAUCAUCCACACGUCUGAGGAUGGGAAGGUACAGGUGACCCGGCCAGACCAAGCCCGCAUGGACAUUAGGUUAGCCAAGACCCUGGUCCUGAUCCUGGUGGUGUUGAUCAUCUGCUGGGGCCCUCUGCUUGCAAUCAUGGUGUAUGAUGUCUUUGGGAAGAUGAACAAGCUCAUUAAGACGGUGUUUGCAUUCUGCAGUAUGCUCUGCCUGCUGAACUCCACCGUGAACCCCAUCAUCUAUGCUCUGAGGAGUAAGGACCUGCGACACGCUUUCCGGAGCAUGUUUCCCUCUUGUGAAGGCACUGCGCAGCCUCUGGAUAACAGCAUGGGGGACUCGGACUGCCUGCACAAACACGCAAACAAUGCAGCCAGUGUUCACAGGGCCGCAGAAAGCUGCAUCAAGAGCACGGUCAAGAUUGCCAAGGUAACCAUGUCUGUGUCCACAGACACGUCUGCCGAGGCUCUGUGAGCCUGAUGCCUCCCUGGCAGCACAGGAAAAGAAUUUUUUUUUUUAAGCUCAAAAUCUAGAAGAGUCUAUUGUCUCCUUGGUUAUAUUUUUUUAACUUUACCAUGCUCAAUGAAAAGGUGAUUGUCACCAUGAUCACUUAUCAGUUUGCUAAUGUUUCCAUAGUUUAGGUACUCAAACUCCAUUCUCCAGGGGUUUACAGUGAAGAAAGCCUGUUGUUUAAGUGACUGAACGAUCCUUCAAAGUCUCAAUGAAAUAGGAGGGAAACCUUUGGCUACACAAUUGGAAGUCUAAGAACCCAUGGAAAAAUGCCAUCAAAUGAAUAAUGCCUUUGUAACCACAACUUUCACUAUAAUGUGAAAUGUAACUGUCCGUAGUAUCAGAGAUGUCCAUUUUUACAAGUUAUAGUACUAGAGAUAUUUUGUAAAAUGUAUUAUGUCCUGUGAGAUGUGUAUCAGUGUUUAUGUGCUAUUAAUAUUUGUUUAGUUCAGCAAAACUGAAAGGUAGACUUUUAUGAGAACAAUGGACAAGCAGUGGAUACGUGUCAAUGUGUGCACUUUUUUUCUAUAUUAUUGCCCAUGAUAUAACUUUAGAAAUAAACCUUAAUAUUUCUUCAAAUAUCUCUAUUUAAUUUUGACACUGAAAUAACCGUAAAGGUUUAUUUUUCUGUUACCUCAACAAGAAGAAUUUGAAGACUUCAAAAUAUUGAGCAGAAUUCAUUCAUACUUAAAAAUUUAUUAGCCCUGCAUUUUCAUAGGAAGACACAUUAUCUUCUGGACUAUAGCUGUUCUAAUGGAUUAUAAUCAGAAUGGAAGAGAGAAAGCAUAUUGACUUUUUUUGAGCGACAUCUCUGACUUUCUUUAGUCUUUAGCUAUUACUGGAUCUCUUAAGACAGCAUGUGUUAAUCUUAAUGUAUAUCGUUAUCACUGUGCAGUUGCUGUUUACUUGAAUAGUAUUGUGUUCCUAUAUUCCAGGUUUAAGUAGAUUUCAUGCCUGGGUGGCCAAACAACAGUCUUCAUUUUUUUUAAUUGAAAAGAAGUAGUGUCUGGAUCAGUAAAAUUAUACUGUGUGUGAGUGUGAAUAUAAAUGUGUGUAUGUGUGUUUCUGUCCUGUAACUGUUACAGUAAUGUCAUAAAGUGAGAAAACUGUGACCAAGUAUAAACUUUUACCACUUGCUGCACUCUUGCACAUGGAUUCAGUUUCUAAAAUUGAGUUCUUCCUGUAAUCUUGUUGAUAAAAAUACUGACUCCAACCAUUCAAAAAUUUCACCCCAUCCCUCCUUAAGAGAUUGGAUCAAGUAUUACUAAAUUGACCUUUAGGUAUUACACAAGACCAGUGCUUAGCAAAAAAUAAUGACAGGCAUCCAAGGAAGGGAUGUAUUUGUAGUGUUAUUGCCAGGAAAGGAGAGUACUUUGGUUUCUGAGCACCGAAUAUUGAGCAAUAUGUCAGUCACUAAAAGGAAGACAGUUCUACAGAAAAACAAUGGUAACAUUUUUCAAUAGCGUGUGUAGAUAGUAUGCACUAUAUACAUCACGUUAAAGUAGGACUAUCACACCCAGCCCAUGUGGCUAAAAAAGCUGAAUCAGACAGUGGAUGAGACACACAACGGCAGUGAAGAACCGAUACACUUGGCAUUGACGUCUAGCUAUGCUGUAUCUGUGCUUUGCCCACAUGCCCUUGGUGACAGCUGAGCACCCAGCUCUGUCUUGGUAGGUUUGGGCUAAGGAACAAAUCUCUCCUUUGCUCGUGGUUAGCAAGAUACACUCAAGCAUGAAGAUAAACACAGCUGCUUUCUUCUUACACCCCGGUCUCAUGCUCCUUAAUGGCGCCAUGGGUGCUUGUUGGGCCUUUUUCCAGUAAGGAAUGAUAUUGCUGAAGAAUCUACUUAACCCUGACAAAUUUUAAUUAUAAUCUCUUCUUAUACAGAUAAAACAUGACUCCUACAAGGCCCCAAGGUUUACAUAGUCUGAAGUGAAGUACAGAGCUGGCAUCUAUCUGGUGAUUUCUAGCUCUCGAGAUACCCAAGCAGCCUGAUGGGGCAGUUCCCCUUCUUACGGUUCACGCUCUAAGGCAGGAUGUGGCUUAUGAGAUACUUUGCAUUGUCUGUCUGCACACCUUGAAUCUGCCUGCUGGCUCCCUUACUUUACCUCUCUGUCAUGUGCAGAUGAAGGCUCAGGGUGCUAGAGGAUUAGUAAGAUCUCUUUCUAAAGACAGGAGAGAUUAUUUACAAGAAGAACUCACCAGGGUUUAGUUUGCAUUUAAGAAUUGCCAGUCUUUUGUCCUGCAUCAUCUUGAACAUUAAUCCACAUGUUUCAGAGCUCACCAGGCAGUACCAAUGCUCUUUUCACAGCUAUGAAGAGCUAGAGAAAUUCUUGUUAUGGUAGAAAAAUUUCACGAUUCAUUUUUGAAACUGCAUUUGUGCGUAUGCAGUGUAGAUUUUAUAGUGUGUUGUGCUUUCAAGAUCUAAAUCAUAUAUAAUAAAUUAAGGGACAAUGGGGCUGACAGCACUAAACUUGGUGCUUAUUGAUAUUCUAAGAAAUAUCUGUGAAAUAUCAUCACGUAUGUUAUACAACCUUCAUUUAAAAAGGUUUAAAACUAGUUAGAUUCACUUUGACACUUUUCAUAUCAUUUCUUAACCCAAGUGACGAAAACAUUGUCCCCAAUGAAUAUACUCAUUAGAAUUACCAUUUGUUAAUAUCACUCAUUAAUUAACCCCAUAAUUAGAUCCAUUAAUUUAAAUGAUUUAAAUUUAAGUAAGUUUUAUAAGGUCUGACAUCAGAGGUAUCUUACUUUCCUCUGAGGAUGAUGUACUUGCCCUGACCAUGCAUUUUACCAUCACACAUGUUCAGAAAGGGCCAAAUUCCCAACCUGCUCAUUUUUUUUUUAUCAGAGUCAUGAUGAAUCAGUCCUAGAAUGUUUCAUUUGCACAAGUAGGGCUGCCUCCAAGAGGAACCUCUGAUUUAUUUUGUAUGAAAUAUAUGUGAAAGGAUAUGAAUCUGAGAGAUGCUGUAGACAUCUGUCCUACACUUGAGAUGAUUUCCAAGCCUCUCUGGCACUUUGAGUUAAGUCUAUCUGGUAUUAAAUGCCAAGGACCUUUUGCUGCCUAAAUCCACUCUGCAGGAAAUAGGCCCAACCACCAGAUGAGAAUUAGGCCCUGGAUGAGUAGCGCUAUAGUUACUGUCCUGUUGAUUAAUUUCUGCCAUUUCAUGUCCAUAAAAGAGACCACCCAUAUCAUGCACACAAUUAGAUUUCUCACACUCUAACUGUAUAUUUGUAUGAUAUUUUAAAAUCUCCUAAAUGCUGGGCAAUGGCUAUUAACAAUUAAUUGUCUUGCACUGGCCUUCUGAUGAAAUGUUAACAAUGCCUAUUGUAAUAUAGAAAAAAACAUUCUAUCUACUGAUUUGGGCUGAAUGUAUGUAAAUAGGUUUCUAAAAAGUCAGAUGUUUGAGCAGUGGCCUACAAAUCAGUAAUUUUCGGAUGGGAGAGUUUCUUUACAUUGCCGUGGCAUCUUAAAAGCUAUCUUCAUGUAAAUUGACUGUACUAGGCCUACUGGGGAUCAGAGUUCCCAAGAAAGGAAACCUUUUCUUGUAUCUGGAUUCAAAUUUAUUUCCAAUGUUUCAAGCGGGAAACAUGACUCUUUAUUGUCUGUAAAUCUAACAUUAUUACUUUUCCUCUUAGAAGAAUAUUGUAUUGUUAGAUGUUUGUUGAGCUGGUAACAUCGUUGCAACCACUGCAAUAUCUUCGUUAGUAAUCUGUAUAAUACUUUGUAUACAAGUACUGGUAAGAUUGUUAUUAAAUGUAGCUUCAGUCAUUAAAUUACUAUAGCAAAGUAGUACUUCUUCUGUAAUAUUUACAAUGUAUUAAGCCCACAGUAUAUUUUAUUUCAAUGUAAUUAAACUGUUAACUUAUUCAAAGAGAAAACAUCUCAUCAUGUCUAUUGUCCAAAGUUACCUGGAAUCAAAUAAAAAUUCUAGAUUACCAUGAAGAACAUAAAA
Homo sapiens (human) is the source of this 9988-nucleotide messenger RNA. RefSeq names its product cannabinoid receptor 1 (gene CNR1). Gene Ontology annotation, biological process: regulation of presynaptic cytosolic calcium ion concentration; signaling; retrograde trans-synaptic signaling by endocannabinoid. Gene Ontology annotation, cellular component: mitochondrion; mitochondrial outer membrane; presynaptic membrane. The transcript is spliced from 2 exons. The coding region runs from base 4578 to 5996 and encodes 472 amino acids. Lineage: Eukaryota; Metazoa; Chordata; Mammalia; Primates; Hominidae. The record is from RefSeq and is a predicted model, not a curated record. Gene Ontology annotation, molecular function: G protein-coupled receptor activity; cannabinoid receptor activity.